CUUCCCUUUCUACCUCUGCGAGCACCUCCUCCUCUCUCUUCUCGCAUCCCCCCUUCCUCACUCGCCGAGCCACCACCACUUCAGCACCCGCAGCCCGCCGACACCGCGGUGAUAAGCUGCUCCUGCCGGGACUCAUGGAUCGUCGCGGGUUGAGUGGGUGGAACAGAAGCAACGAACAAGAUAAAAGUGGGGGAAGCGGCCGAGCCUCUCCAAGUGACGCCUACUACGGGGGCGGGACGCCACAGGAUCAUCGGGACGCUGACCGGACCUAUUACGGCACCAACAACAACGACUACAGCAAGUACGCUGGAGGUAGCAGCGAGUAUCUGCCGCAGGCUUCAAGUUAUGAUGCUUUUGACGGUGGUUGUGCCGGCGGUUAUUACGACGACCAUCACUCCAGCCCGGAUUACUAUGACAACAGAUAUGAUGGGUACAGCGGCGACUACCACUCAGGCUACGGUAAUCAGGGACAUACGGAAUACUCAGGACAUCCAGGUGACUAUGACGGUGGAAGCUCAUCCUGUUACCGAGACCAAGGCUGCCAUGGUCUCAACGCGUGUCACCAGUCGCAGUGCAGUGAAUACAAUGAGUGUAGGAGGCAGCAGUGCCAGUCCUCCAGAGUAGAGGUGACGGCCAAGGUGCUCUUUGGAUCUGUCAGUGCCAUAUCUAACUUGAAGCAGAAGAAAAGCUCCAAAAAGAAGUGAAGUGGUGGCAUGAGAAGGCCACCUCCCCUCCCAGUAUCGCGGCCCCCAUUCCCCUACCUAUCUGUGAUAUACCCGCCCGAGUCACCUGUGUCCAUACAUCAUGAGGCAACCUCUUGAGACAUCUUAACCUGAGUGUAUCUCAUCCGCAGUGACCUGUCCAAGUUUCACAAACAUCUAGUAUAGUAGGACAUAUUUAUAAAGAGUACUCAAGUUACCAGACGAAUUAUAGGGUAUAGCUGCACUGAUGAAAUAUUUGUUUUGUCAGCGAUGCUUAUAUGUUAUCAAUAUUUAUUUAUCUAUUUUUUUUUUUCGUUACGAAGAACUUGUGGUUCUUUUCUCCCCAUCAACAUAAAUGACGUGACUUACAAACGAAUAUUUCGAGUGUCAUGCAGGAAUCAACUAUUAUGAACAGUCUGAAGGCUAAACUAGGCACAUGCACAUAUAUCUGCUUCACUAGAGAAAGUAACCAUGACGAAUAAGGUAAAAUAACACACACACACACACACACACACACACACACACACACACACACACACCCAAGUUAGAGAGUAAAUACUACGGUAAGCACUCGAGGAGGGAAAACUUGGCCCAACAAAGGAAUCAGCCUGUCACUGACUCUUCCUCCUUGCGUUGCUCCCACGCAUCACAUAAUGACAGGAAGUCAAUGUAUACUUUCUCUGCUCGUAAAUGACGUCAGAUGGUAAACAAACCACGUGAAAUAUACAUUUAAGAAGUGAAAACAUUUCCUGUGUGCUCACAUACUUUCCUUGACAUACUAGACAGAAUACUCGUAACCUCCACACACCCAUAAACGUGACCGUGGAAUGUGUCACGACAAUGGAGGGUCAAGCAGCGCGGUCUUCCUCCUCCCAUCAACGGUGGGAACUUUGCGAGUACACCCGUCCACCACUGCUUCUCGCGGCCACCACCCCGCACUCUUCAGCCUCGUACUUAAAUAAUUUCAAGCAUUUGAGGCCUAGAAGCUAAAAGAUAAAGGUCAGACUGGUUCAAAAGGAAAACAUGCCGUUGCACCAAUACACUGAAGGGAGAGGUGGUGCUGGUGGGGUGUCACUGUCAUACUGAGCAACAACAAUGGUGUAACAUGGGUGUCGUGAGCAUGCGUUACGAAGACAUGACGACUUUUGUAUAUGUUCAGUUUAGGAGUUAUAACAUGCCUUACAAUACUAUGAAUUUCGCCAAUAGCGUAAAUACAAAACAGACGAGAUAGUGAUAGGGACACAUGAAUUUCCACAUCACACGAGUGAGUGAUGGAAUACUGUGAUUAUUGUCAAUUAGUACAUUAUAUAAUAAAAGACAAACAUGUCUGUGAAUGAUGACGAUGUGGCCAUCGAUGAAGGUGGCGAUGGCGGAAGGAAGAGGAAAAGGCAGCUAUCAAAAUGGUUAUCCACAAUCUCCUUCUUCCCCAGUAUAUUUAAUGACAAGUCCAUGACUACUCCGGCUCGCCGCCUCAGGUCCCCGCUACACCCAGGCGGUGCUCGGGCGUGGGCGGGACUCGCCACUCGCUCACCCACUCGGUCAUGUCUCGUUUCUUCUUUCUACUAAUCCGCACGUAUACUAACCUUGCUGCAAACUCUUUAACAUGUAAGGAAAUUCAACAACUCAGGUUAAAUAUGUGCCUUAGGGCACUUGGUUUCCUAUUCCCAAAAUUAUGGCAAUGUUUGGCUUCAUUCCCUUCAUGCUACAAUGUAAUCAUAUGGUAAUGGGUAGACAAGCCGUGUAACACGUCUCCCCUUUAAUCUUUUGAUGUUAAAAGAUGCCGAAAUUAAUCACUGAUAUCUUAAAUUUAUAAAAUUCGUAUUUGAGUUUAUUGUUCCUGUUUUUUCUCAGUGUUUAGUUUAAUGCCAUGCUGUGUUAGACGUAAUAAUAUUUAUGUUUUGUAAUUUUGCAUAGAAUUAAGAUAAGCUCUGUCGUAGGUUGGAUGCAUACCAGAUGUUCAGCACACUCACCUCGCUCUUCUGUUCCGCAGUCACUCAAACACCUUGCCCUUUUUCCACUUUGAAAUCCUCCAGUACUGACAAAACUUAAUUCCCCCGCAUAGCGUACAUAGUUUCAUCCGUAACUUGAAAUUCUUGAGAAGAUGCAGGAUACCUUUUCCCUUUCUUUCUCGUUAGUGAGUCUUUCGUGGCAAAUACUCGUACGUCAUCACUUUCCUAUUAUGCUAGUUUACCAUAACCUAAGAUCGAUGUUCCGCCGCCGAGCUUUGUGGUAUGUAGAACUGUGUUACCGAAUCAGUCGAGUCAUCCAGGUACAAAGUGCGUAUCCUCUGAUGUAGCAUAAUAAAACUUGUGUUAUUUA
Messenger RNA from Scylla paramamosain (green mud crab), 3020 nucleotides. RefSeq lists its product as uncharacterized. The coding region runs from base 135 to 704 and encodes 189 amino acids. The record is from RefSeq and is a predicted model, not a curated record. Lineage: Eukaryota; Metazoa; Arthropoda; Malacostraca; Decapoda; Portunidae. The transcript has 2 exons.